AUGAUCACUGAGCCGCAUAAGAAAAGUUCAGAGGACAUACUGAAUGCAUUCAUGAUUCAGUCACACAAGAACGUGGAACAUACCAAUCAAAGGCUAGAGAAGGUUGAGAAUAAUAUGCACAGCAUGGCAGGACAUAUGAAGAACCUAGAGACGCAGAUGAGUCAGAUUGCCCAAGCCGUGGGACAAAUACAUCAAUCGGGGCAAUUCCCAAGUACUACAGUUCCAAAUCCGAAAGACUGCAAGGCAAUCUACUUAAGGAGUGGGACAAACUAUGAGAGUCCUCCUAUGCCCGAGGUGGAAGCUAAUGAAGUGCCCGAAAAGAAAGAAGAAGAGGAGAUUGAGGUGGAAUCACCUCUUAUGCAGUCUGAGGUUCAACCCGAGGCAAUUGCUCCGCCCAUGUCAAAAGAGGUUAAGAUUCAUUUUCCUCAAGUGGUGCAAAAUAAGAAGUUGGAUGAGAAGUUUGCUAAGUUCCUUGAGAUCUUCAAGAGAGUGCACCUCAAUAUUCCUCUUAUUGAGGCUCUCCAACAAAUGCCCGGUUACCUCAAGUUUUUAAAAGAGAUUAUGUCCAAGAAGAAGAGGUUGGUUGAUUAUGAAACCGUGAAUUUGACCGAGAAUUGUAGUGCAAUCAUCCAACAAAAGAUGUCGGCAAAGAUGAAAGAUCCGGGGAGUUUCAACAUUUCUUGUGUGAUCGGGAAUGAUAGACAAACUAAGGCCUUGUGUGACUUGGGGGCAAGCAUAAAUCUCAUGCCUUUAAGCUUCUUCCGGAAGUUGAAGUUUGGUGUCUUGAAGCCAACUACCAUUACCCUCCAAAUGGCGGACAAGUCCGUCAAAUUCCCGAAUGGACUCCUUGAGAAUGUAUUGGUAAGGGUGAAUGAUUUCAUCUUCCCCGUGGACUUUGUUGUUUUGGACAUGAAGGAGGAUCCAAAUGUCCCCCCUCAUCCUUGGAAGACCAUUCCUUGCAACCGGGAAAGCUCUAAUUGA
Molecule: messenger RNA, 981 nt
Organism: Salvia splendens (bonfire salvia)
Lineage: Eukaryota; Viridiplantae; Streptophyta; Magnoliopsida; Lamiales; Lamiaceae
Exons: 1
Coding region: 1-981 (326 amino acids)
Source: RefSeq, a predicted model, not a curated record